Canariomyces notabilis is the source of this 3186-nucleotide messenger RNA. RefSeq lists its product as uncharacterized. The transcript has 3 exons. The record is from RefSeq and is a predicted model, not a curated record. Lineage: Eukaryota; Fungi; Ascomycota; Sordariomycetes; Sordariales; Chaetomiaceae. Bases 1 to 2952 code for a protein of 983 amino acids.
AUGCCUAGGGAGUCCCUUGACAACCAUCACCAAGCAGACCACUAUGCGAGGGCUCACGGCUUGACGAUCGACAGUCACCGUCCCAUAUGGCCCAGCCAGUUUGAGAAUGACCGUCUCAUUGCCUUGACAAUUUCGAACCUUCCGCCGGGACAGCUCAUCGAGAAUUCCCAGCUUCAGGAGCUCCUCUUUCGUUCCAUCAUUCCUACACCGGAGCACUGGCAGGUGCCCGCCAAGUCGCUGCAUCUGCUUCAGCAGGUUGUCACCCGGGCUAGUGAAGCAGAUAUUCAAACACUCACUUCGCAAGCAUGCUCUUCGGAGUCUGCGGAAUGGAGAAACCUCAAGUUGGAAGCUCCUGCACUGCGCAGUGACCAUGGGACCGACUGCCGCCGGCUAGACCGACGGCUGAAAGGUUUUUUGAAGCCGUCAUUACCAGAUCAUAGGCUUCCGCUCGAUCCGGCUGAUAUAAACAAGGGUGAAGCGCUUGAGUUUCCCCCAACUGCGAAGGCAACGGAUGCAGAUAUGAUGAGAGCCAUUGAGACCGAAAAACUGGAAGUAAAUAAGGCAACACUCGCGUACUUGCUCCGGGGCUUGGACGCAAGCUGGACAGAAGAAGAGCAUCGGGAGUUUGUUGGACAGAGCUCAACCUACUCCGGGGUUGGAAGCAGGGAACCCUUGACGCCCCCAUUAAGUCCCCUGAAGGAGACACUUCCGGAAUACUUCGUCCCCGACGAAGAAGCCUGCAAUAUACCAGAUCCAUCUAAUGGCAGCUCACGGCUAAGCGAAGACAUACACAACGCAGACCGCAGGAUAUUGGAAGCAGACGACAUAUUCUGGGCACAGGCGCUUGAGCGUAAUGCCUCGCCCGAGCGAUACGAGGAUAUUGAUGUGCCAGAGAUCAUCAGAAACGGCGAGUUUCAACCAAGGCACCUGGCGUCGACUCCACAGCCUGUUUCUCGAGACCUAAAACUCGACGUUCCGCUCAUCACAUGCGAAGAUACCGACAAUAGCGCUGAGAAGCCGACGCGGGUCCUUGCCCCGGAAGAACUGGCAAAGGCCAAGCUCUUGGUAGCAAGCAGUGAUGCGCCUUCGAGUUCGGAUGGAGGUGGCCAGCUUGUCAGCUUUUUCCGAGAGAAAGCGAUUACUGUGAUGCGAUCCGUGGAGCAGGAGAAACUCCAACCGCUUGAUGCUACAGCCAGAGUACCCGUUCCAAUCAUGGACUUUUCCCUUCCAAGGCUUGAGUGGGAAGAAUGUCUUUGGGAUGCCAAAGCAAUGUUUCUGUGGAUCUGGGGGAAUACCGCCGUCGACUCGCAAGGACCCAAAUGGACGCACAAUCGAGCGGCCGAGCAGAGAAUGGUUUGGGUGCCAUUAGCUCAUAUGAAGGAAAAGAAGCUGGUUUCUGAGUCGAUCGAGGUAGAUCAGGGCGUCAUGGAUUCCUUCUCAACGGUAUGCCGGGACUGUGACGUUCUAACCAGUGCCGAUUACGUCUAUAAACCGCCAGGGUUGGCAGUUCUUCGGGCAGCCGAUGACGAAGACGAUGAGGACGAUUAUAUCGCACCUCUUGAAUCGUUUGAACAGCCCACAUGCAGUUCCCAGCACGCGAGCAUGCAGAGAAGCAUACCGGCACAUUCAGUAGCCGGCAUAGAUGCGAGUGGCAACGACAAAUCGCUCAUAAGCGCCAAGAUAGUAUCGCCUCCAGCUUCUUUGGCAACUCUUCUCAGCGGAAAAAAGCGUCUCAUCGAAGAGACUCUCCAGAAAAGGCAUUCACCUGGGAGGCAAAACAGGGAAUUCGAUAUACCCCAUGGCAUGACGGCCAUCGAUAUCAUCGAUGAAGCCCUGAUCCCUUCGACAAACGUCCUAAGAGGGUUUGUGAGCGAGUACACCGAUUUCGCGCCGCUGGUAGACAAUUUUGUCGAGAUGAACUUCGCGAAAAAGCCUAAAUUGACCCACAGCUCUUUCUUCGAGCAGUCCAGCAAAGCAACGUCAGCCGCAGCAAAGACAGAGUCAAAAGCAAACGAUGAGGCGGCAAAGCUGAUGCCGCCGCCGCCCAAACCUAUCCCAGCCCUCGCCCCUGACUUCAAGCCCCCCAAUCCUCCGCCAAGAAUUGUCGUAUCCUCCGACACCUCCAAGCUCAUAACCAACCAGCUGGAAAAGCUUCUCCCGGGUAUUGAGCUCAUCUCGCGCGACUACGACAAGCGUCGACCACCAGGGUGGUCGCCAGGCAUUGGACCCCCUUACAUGGACGAGGCGGACGUCGUGGUCUCCCCGGCAACCGGCAUCCUGCUCACAACAAUGGUCAGGCUCCGGCAGAAACCUCUCCCCGGCCAGACAGCGCCAGAAACAGCGACAAACCUCCGGCAGGUGGCCCAGAACGUGGCUACCCGCUACGAGCGCCUCGUCGUGCUCGUGUCAGAGGGGAACAAGCACAGCGAGACAGCCAGCCCGCUGUCGCAGUCCGACGCCCAGGCGCUUGCCGAGUUCCAGGGCUUUGCGGCCGGUUUGGGGGUGGCCGAGAUGCAGGUUGUGUAUGUCGGCGGCGGGGUUGAGACGCUGGCAAAGUGGCUUGCCGCGAUCGUCUGUACCUAUUCUUGGGAGGCAGGGGAACUGGGGCAUUUGCUGCUCGAGGUCGAGACGUACUGGGAGGUGUUCCUGUGGCGGGCGGGGAUGAACGUGUUCGCCGCGCAGAUUGUACUCGGGAUGCUGAAAGUGCCUGACGGGCGGAAGGCAAUUGGCGACGGCGAAGGGGGCGGACAGGUGAGUGGCCUGCCCUUGUUUGUGAUGAUGUCGCGGGAGCGGAGGGCCGCACUGUUUGAGGAGGUGUUGCAGGGCGGAAGGGUUUUGAGCAGAGUGAGCGAGGUGCUCGAUCAGGCUUGGAGCCAGAAAACCAUUGACGCUCAAUAUCUACAUUUGGGGGUUGAUUCUGGCUUCCAAGACUUACGCGAUACGUGGGCGUGAUGGUGGGGAGCUUCUGGAUUGUGUUUGCUGCGAUUGCUGGCGUGUCUUGGAAAACCUUGCUCCCCCCGGGAUAGGACUUUGCUAUACGUGUAUCUUCGCUGUUGUUAUCCGGAUGUGGAGGAAUCUCUGCUAUGUCGCUUCAAUUGCACAUUCAGCGUCUGGUGAGGUGUCAGGGUGGCAAUAGGUGAUAAACCGCCAACGGUCUUGGAGGUUGUCGUCAAGGCUCAGAUUCCU